This is a messenger RNA of Angiostrongylus costaricensis, 664 nucleotides long. NCBI's taxonomy places the organism in Eukaryota, Metazoa, Nematoda, Chromadorea, Rhabditida, Metastrongylidae. The record is from the annotation of a GenBank genome assembly.
GUAUUUCACAUCAUCGAAGUGUCUGUCCUGUUCAUCUGAUAUGGGUAAUCAGCAAGGACGUCGGCUAAGUCGAGCCACUGUUCAGAUCGAAAGCGGCGAAACUGGCUCCACACUGGCUGAUUCGCUGAAAUUUACACAGUACGUCGGAAACAUUGUUGUUCUUGCAUUUCUUAACUGUUUCGCUACGAUUACAAAAACUGUAUCAGAUACAUCUAUUACAGUUCACGUGGACCAAAUUCAAAUCCACUGCGACAUUCACACAAGUUUUCAAUGUUCAAGAGAAAAAGGAACAUCUUUCGAACAGGGAUUAGAUUUUGAUAAGACUUUCAUAAAGCGCUUAUUGGGACUGUUUAGAUUGCUGUGUUUCAAGUCGGCACUGAGUCGCGAAAUGUUCCAGAAAAUGUCUAUCGUUGAAGGAUUUCGAACAAAUCAAUGCUGUGAUUUGAAUAUGCACGCCAAGGCCCGUUGCAUGGACAUUGGUGGUUCACAUGUGCAGAUGAAUGAGGAGUGCUGCGGUGCGUUGUGGGACCAAUUAGGCGAAUGUUUGGCCGAAGUGAUCACAAAGGUGGACUGCGUACGCUCGAAACGGGAAUGUACUAAAGCAUGGAUUAUGCUUAUAAGUUAUGUGGUAGGUGGAAUGUCUUUGGGAAAUAUGAAGCCUUAA